This is a messenger RNA of Zingiber officinale, 2157 nucleotides long. Its product is annotated as serine carboxypeptidase II-3-like. Gene Ontology annotation, biological process: proteolysis. NCBI's taxonomy places the organism in Eukaryota, Viridiplantae, Streptophyta, Magnoliopsida, Zingiberales, Zingiberaceae. The transcript has 12 exons. Gene Ontology annotation, cellular component: vacuole. The record is from RefSeq and is a predicted model, not a curated record. Gene Ontology annotation, molecular function: serine-type carboxypeptidase activity. The coding region runs from base 1 to 2157 and encodes 718 amino acids.
AUGAAGCCAAGUUUCAGUUGUCUCUUCUUCCUCCUCCUCCGCCUCCUCCUCUUCUGUUUCUUACACUGCGUGGCUUCUAGCACGGCGAGGCAGAGAGAUGUGCUAAACAAGUUCUACUUUAACAACGGAGCAGAGAGGUCGUCUUCUUCUUCUUGGGCAAGAAGUCUUCUUUCGGUAUCCGGCUUGGAGUCGAAGGUCUACGACAAUAGCGGGCUAAAGGAGGGGGACAAGGUUGUUCUGCUGCCUGGCCAACCAGAAGGGGUGCAUUUCGAUCAGUACGCGGGGUAUGUCACAGUCGAUAGAGCCAACGGACGAGCUCUAUUUUACUACUUUACCGAGGCUGCCGAGAACAGCGGAUCGAAGCCUAUUGUGCUCUGGCUCAAUGGAGGGCCGGGGUGUUCGUCGCUAGGGUACGGCGCCAUGGAGGAGCUUGGGCCGUUUCGAGUCAUGAGUGAUGGCAAGACUCUGUAUAGGAAUCCCUAUGCUUGGAACGAAGUGGCGAACGUCUUGUUCCUGGAGAGCCCCGCCGGUACCGGCUUCUCCUACUCUAACACCACAUCGGACUACGCCACGAGCGGCGACCGUAGGACGGCGAUUGACGCUCUGGUUUUCCUCGUCAACUGGUUCGAGCGGUUCCCGGAGUAUAAGGGGAGGGACUUGUUCAUCACCGGUGAGAGCUACGCCGGGCACUACGUCCCCCAGCUUGCCCAUGCCAUACUCCAUCACAAAGAUCGCCUCAUCAAUCUCAAAGGCAUCGCUAUCGGGAACGCGGUGAUCGACGAGGAGACGAAUAACAAGGGGCUGCUCGACUACUAUUGGACGCACGCGUUCUUAGCCGACGAGACCAUUGUUGCGAUCCACAAGUUCUGCAAUUUUUCGCCGGGUGCGCAACAACAACCUUCGGAGUGCAACCGAGCUGUCGCCGAGGCGAACCACGUCUUCACGGAAGUGAACGUCUACAACAUAUACGCACCUCUGUGCUUCUCGUCGGGCGUGACGCCAACUCCAAAGUUGCCCUCGAAUUUUGAUCCUUGUACUUCUAAUUACGUGGAGGCAUACCUUAACAAUCCUAAGGUGCAGAGAGCUCUACAUGCCAAUGUGACAAAGUUCAACUACACCUGGUCUGGUUGUAGCAAAGUGAUACAGGGUUGGUCAGAUCAGCCUUCCACAAUGCUACCAAUUAUUCACGAAUUGUUGUCUAAUGGAAUUAGGGUUUUGAUAUACAGCGGUGACUUGGAUGGAAGAGUUCCUGUUACUUCCACAAGAUACUCCCUCAACAAGCUAAAACUUAAAGUGAAAAUUCCAUGGAGAGCUUGGAUGCUUAACAGUGAGGUUGGGGGAUACACUGUGGUUUAUGAUCAUAAUUUGACAUUUGCUACUAUUCGGGGAGCAGGGCAUAAUGUUCCAAGCUAUCAACCAGCUCGAGCUUUGGAGAUGAUUAAGAGUUUCCUUCAAGGGCUGCAUCUCCCUGAAAAGGAAUUUCUGGAAAAUAGUGGUAUGGGUGCCUGGAAGGCAAAAACUUAUCCCGUCGCAGAUAUGGAGCACGCUGAUUGGCCGGACCUACGUCACGAUCUGGGUGCCCAGAGCAUGCCUAUAAAUGAAGGCCUCCACGGAGCAUCAAACACAACAACUUCUAUAACUGCUCUGGUAGAAGCAAAUACCAAAGCAACUUGUACACUUCAGUACAGCUUAACCAAGGAGGAGCUGAACCGCGUCGGCCCGUUCUCGAGCGCCAAAGAAUUAUGGCAAAAGCUAAUCGAGUUGCACGAGGGUACGUCCGAUAUAAAGGAAGGGAUAGAUACGAUCCAGGGGACGGUUACCUCCCUUAGACCUUAUGACAAGAUUGGCCAGCGUCACCUUAGGUUAGCUCAUAUAGACAUCACCGCUCAUGGGGUCCUCGCAUGGAGAGGUGGGCCAUCGCCGGUCGAUCUAGCCGAGGAUGAGGUUGUUGCUCCAGCCGAAGGCGCUGCUCCAGCCGAGGGGUUCGUCCUAGCUCCAGAUGAGUAUUUUUAUCCAGCCGAGGGACAGGAGGUGUUAGGAUUCACACUUACUGAGAUGUUUGAGGAUCCUUCAGCUCAGCCCUCGACGUCAGCCCAACCUUCCACUUCCAUAUCUAUCGAGGAUAGACUCACUCGACUCGAGGAGUCUUCCGCGUAG